AUGAGCAUCACCAUAAAGUUGACCAACGGUGAUAAGAAGACUGUCGAAGUACCUGACCUAAGUAUAACAGUUAUCCAGUUUAAGGAACUUGCGGAGAACGCUGUUGAGAUACCUGCAGCUGAGCAAAGAAUUGUUUUGCGAGGAAAGGUUCUUAAGGAUACAGAUGUUCUCUCCGCGGUGGGCUUGGAGCACGGACAAGCUGUUCACAUUGUGCGCGGACAACAGCCGAAAACUCAAGCAACAUCCACGUCUGCACCCGUCCCAGGACCCUCAAACCCGCCUCACGUGGCGAGUAAUUCGUACUCUACCGCGUCUAAUGCUCCCAUGAAUUCAAAUUCUGAGAGUUCCAACCCUUAUAUGCCGCUGGCGGGAUAUAUGCCAACUUCACUGAGUGGGGGUGUAAACGCUGCGGGUAUGGGAGGAUCGUUCCCCCCGUUUUCCAGUGAUGCUGCUGCGCAAUUGAUGCAGUCUCCGUUGUUUUCCCAAAUGAUGCGGGAUAUGUUGGGAAAUCCCCAGUUUAUGCAGACAAUGAUGCAAUUUGCUGGAAACCAGUCAAGGGGCAAUGAUGCAGGAAUGCAGCAACUGUUAAGCGACCCUCUCAUGAUGCAAUACGUCAUGCAGUUGGCGUCUAAUCCGGAAUUUUUGCAGGAGAUGACGCGAAUGGUGCCCGGAGGAGGCCCCCUUUCCGCCCCUCAAACUCCCUUUUUUGGACAGCCAAUCCCGAACUUGACAGGGGCACCGCAAGGAGGUGGUUUGUCGCAACCUCAGGGAGACCCACGGGUUGUGUACCAAUCCCAACUUCAACAGUUAAGGGAUAUGGGGUUUCCGAACGAAGAAGCGAAUAUUGCGGCAUUGCAGCAAACCCAAGGUAAUAUUCACUUCGCGAUCGAAAGGCUUUUAAAUGGGUAA
Molecule: messenger RNA, 909 nt
Organism: Trypanosoma brucei brucei TREU927
Lineage: Eukaryota; Euglenozoa; Kinetoplastea; Trypanosomatida; Trypanosomatidae
Product: ubiquitin-like protein DSK2, putative
Exons: 1
Coding region: 1-909 (302 amino acids)
Biological process (GO): ubiquitin-dependent protein catabolic process
Cellular component (GO): cytosol
Molecular function (GO): polyubiquitin modification-dependent protein binding
Source: RefSeq, a predicted model, not a curated record